Messenger RNA from Thunnus maccoyii (southern bluefin tuna), 3806 nucleotides. RefSeq names its product minamoto (gene meioc). The record is from RefSeq and is a predicted model, not a curated record. Lineage: Eukaryota; Metazoa; Chordata; Actinopteri; Scombriformes; Scombridae. The transcript has 8 exons. Gene Ontology annotation, cellular component: nucleus; cytoplasm. Gene Ontology annotation, biological process: meiotic cell cycle; female meiosis I; male meiosis I. The coding region runs from base 168 to 2522 and encodes 784 amino acids.
AUAUCGAAUAUAUGUAUGGUCAGAGAGGGCUCGAGGGCACUCGAGGAUAAUGUUAGUUACUAAUUUUGAAGAAAACUGUUAAAUUCCGUAAGUUCCCGUUACUUAGCGUACGCAGAUUACUAACGCUAAUGGAGUAAAGAAACAGUUCAAGUUCAAGGGAGUUCAGAAUGGCAUUUGACGGGCAUCACAGCACAUGUGCAAAUUCACUAUUUCCCACAUACCAGCGUCAGACCAGUGUAAAUGUGGGUGGUGGAAACAACGGAAGCGUGGCAUUACCCUUCACUCGCAUCCCCAGUGUCUCACUGCAGGAACAGGACAUGGCAUCCUAUGUGCCCUGGUCUCACAAUGCUCAUGACGAUCCCUAUGAACUUAUCAACUGUGCCCAGAGCAGCAUUAAGAGCAGGAAACCCACUGGCAGUACUGAUUGUGACGGGGAGACUGAUCUACAGGGCUUAGUGUCAAGUAUUUUGGAUGAAGCAGAAUCACAGGACAGCUACUACAGUGAAGGGAACCCACCUACCUGCAACCCUGUCUGGUCUCCAAAGACACUUAGAGAAGAACUGCUACAGUACUUUCAGUCAGAGGCUAAAACACAACAUAAUUUUCUUCCAAACUAUGUUUCCCGUGAGGCUUUCAGUAAAGUACAUGGACAGUCAGUGGACAAAGAUGUUGAAGAGUUUUGUCAGCAGUCUAAUGGCCUUACUACCAAUCAGCAAUGGCUUUUUAAUUUGCCUAAUGGAGACAAGGACAGCUUCGUCGUUCAUCCUCAGAAACUGCCACCAGGUCUACAAAUUCCCAACAUGGGAAACACCUACCAGUCACAGAUUCAACAAAGCAAAUAUGACAACAUGUCAGCUGAUACAGACAGAGGGAAUAGUCAGCCUGUGAAUAACUUCCAUGAUUUCAGUAAUGUCUUUAGACCUCAAAGCGAGAUGAACAGCCCCUGCUUUGAUCUUUACUAUGAAGACCACUACAACCAGAGCAGCGCAAAGCCCAUUAGUAAUGAGCAGCAUGCGCCACAAGACAUUAACCAACUGGUCAGCAGUUUUCAGUCGUUCAUGGCUGGUGAGCAUGACAGCCUAUGUCGUGAUUUUCCAGAAACACACAGGCAGACAGUGGGCAUGUACCAUGACGACAGCAUGGUUGAACAACGGAAAAUUACCGGCACAGCGAUGUCAACACAAAGCACUCCCGCAAUGCAGACCCACAAACAGCUGGUGGGAGAAUUCGGGAUAGUGCAGAGGGAAAGGAAUGGAGAAGUGAGGAAACAAACAUCUAGGCGUGAUGGUUUUCAUGAUCUACCUGGUUUUAGCCCUCAAAACACAGAAUUUUUCCAGCAACCAAAGCCACUUUCUGCAUCUUUAAACCUCCCAAACCAAUACCAGAACAAGAUGACCUUGCACAGAGAGAACACAUCACUCCCCAUUAACGUGAGCAUGAACCAGUAUUUGAAUCAUCACAUCCAGCAAGGCCAGAUACAGAACAAGAUCAAGCCACAGAUGCAGAAGGAAAAGAAAAGGAUGCAUAUGUCUGGCUUUGUGGGAGAAAGCUUCUCCACAAGACCACUAACCAACACUUACAUGAGAGAGGGAGAUAAGAAACAGGCCUUAUCACAAAACCCAUACGUUGACCUCCUGGGGAGCAUGCAGUUUCAGAGAUUUGAUGGGGAAAACAGGAAUACACAGCAGUUCAUGCCUCUCAUGUAUCCUGUCAAUGACCCCAGAAGGUAUUCCAGAUUGCCCAUGAACUCCUCUAACUUCAGCUCUAGAUCCACUUUGCCCUAUGCAAGUGGUCUUCCUGGCCCGGAUCUGGGUGAUAUGUCUGCCAAUGAGUCAGCUGCUUUCAACUCCUAUCUCAAUGACACAAUGACCCGCAGAGGAGAGAGCACGUAUCACGGCAUGGCCACAGCCAUGACAUCAUCAGUGAUGAUGAAUCAAGGAGGACCUGUGAUUCAGCUUUACUUCUACCUGGACGAAUGUUACGAUCAGUGGAGGAGUUUGGAGAAGGAGAGAAAGAGGACAGAAGUCAUCCUUAACAAGACAUUUGUUGGGAAACGGACUGCUGCAGUGACUUCCUCUAACCUCCCCAAAACUCCACCAAACCCCACGAGAGUUGACCACCUCAUUGUUAAUCAGAUGAGAGAACAAGCAAGGUUGGCAAGCCUUCUGGAUAGAAUGGAGUAUCUGCGCAACGUUCCCCUCCAUAUCAACAUCCACACCACACUGAACAGGCACCAUAUGGCCAUUUGCAUCACCCAGGCCAGACGCAAAGAUGAGCUUGCGAGCAUGUCCAAACAUCAGCGGCAGAGAGCUCAACUGACAGAAGACAGAGACACCCUGAUGUUGAUCAUCGCACUGAAGGACCUAGCUGCUACCACGAGAAAGCUCCGCACAGCCCUGUGGUGUGCUCUUCAGAUGACCUUGCCGAAACCUGUCAAGAUGCAGGAGCACCAUGUUGACAGGGAAGCCACAUGCAGAGAGAGGUGCCCCUCUCCAUUUGAGGGAUACUCUUUUAAGUUAUAAUUUAGCAUGCAAACUAGCAUGACUUAAAGGUAUUGAUUAAAUUAAAACCACAUCAGAAUGCCCUGAUUAUAAAUUCCCAUAGACAACAGGGUCAUUUAUAACAUAAAUAUUCUUACAGCAUUACUUACCUUACAAGUCUAAAAUGACAUUUUACCUGCAACACAGUGAUCACUGCAGAAUAUGAGAUGAGAAAUUUUAGGUUUGAUGACAGCUGCACCUUUUGGCAUCCAGUAGCCAGGUGUCUAACUCUGUUGUGUAGGAAUUGCAUGAAAUGUAAUUAAACCUGCCACAUCUUAACUUAAUUUCAUUCAAUUAGUGUCAGUUCCAAAUUAACAUGAAUCUUGCUCCAUCACCGCUGUAUUUAAAGGCACUAUUUAUGUGAAAGAUUUCAGUGAAAUAUUCAUUGUUUUACAUAUUUAUUGGGAUGUUCUGGGUAUUCCUCGGCAAUAACUGAAUCAUAAGGCAGUAGUUUAAAAAUGAACAUGCUAAAUCUUUAUUUUCUGAAAUAUUCAAAUUAAUAUUUGCAGCCUUUGUUUCUCUUAUUUAACCUUAACAUGCUGUAAUCAGAAAAUAAUUUUAUUUAUCUACAAUUUGGUUAAGUUUGAACUGUGCCCAAAGGGUAAUCAAACUUCUGAAAAAAGUUCAGUAUUUUAAAUUCAAAUGUAUUAAUCACAUUUCCAUUAGAAACAUAUAGUAUUAAAAAAUAUCAUUCCUAUCAGUGAAAUAUAACAUAGCUACGUUAAGACUUAAUUUUCUGGAUGCAGUUUAAGUCUUUGUAAACUUAUGCUUUAUUAUUUGUUUAAAAUUAACACGAUAAAUUAUAAAAUGUUUUCUGAAAUGUUCCAAUUCAUUUCUGAAGCUUUGGGUUUUCUUCUGUUAACACAAUAAUCAUAAAACUUUUAUUUAUAUGCAAUUUAGUAAAAAAAAAAAAAAAAUUGAACUAUACAAAAGAUACAUUUCAAAACAUGCUGAAACUUCAGUAAUGUAAAUGUAUUAAUCACACUUUCCUUCAUUUUAUAAAUAAAUAAAUAUAUUUCCUAUCAGUGAGAUAUGACAGUUUGUCAACUAAGGAUCAAAGCUUUUAAUAUUACAAACCUAAGUUAAGCAACAAUUCUGUAGAAGCAUUAGUCUGUAGAUUUCUGACUAUGCUUUCUGAAAUACGAGUUGCGUUGUUCGCUUUCAUGUCAUUUUAAUGUUCAUGAUGUGUUUUCUCUCUUUCCGUUCUUGUUCUGUAAACUGUAAAGUAACAUUCUGAAAAUAAAGCAACCCCCAAAUUGCUCAAAA